CACACUAUAACAGUUAAAAUCAUAGUCAAAAUGUUAAUCAUAACGUUCGGAAUUAUUUUAUUUUUCUCAUCGUCUCAAUCCAAAAGCCUUUUUAGGCCAAACUUGCCUCUGGGCGAAUAUCGUAUAGUGAUCGAUAAAUUAUAUCCAUGUGAAAAAACAAAAAACUAUCCACUUCAAUUCAAUUGGUAUUUAAGUAAAAAGACAUCGAGUAUAACGGAGUUAAAAGGCAAUAUGACAUUGCUGAUACCUUUCGAUGAUACUCUUACAAUCGAUUUUAACUAUGCAUCUUGGGGCUCAACUGGCGGAUGGGUACCAAAUGCAUAUAAUCUCAACACAAAAAAGGCAUGCAGUACUAUAAAAUAUCUCGUUGGAAAUGCAUGGCUUAACUUUUUAGAGGGUUUCAACAUACCAACUAAUAAAUGUCCAUGGCCAGUGGGCACAUAUAUUACGUCAGGGAUCGAUAAGAAGAAACUUGAAGAUAUGAACUUUCCCAAAACAUAUUUUUAUGGAAAAUAUAAAGUUAUGUGUCGCUAUAGAAAUUUAAAAAAUGAAAUAGUUGGCUGCAUUGUUAUGGAGGUUAAUCUUAUACGACCUUGGGAAACACCAAUUUGAUUAAUGUAUAUGCAAUAAUAAUAUAAUAUGUUAUUAACUUGUUAUGAUGACUAUGUAAUAAAUAUUUUAAACAGUUCCAACACUAAUUGAUUUAAUUCACAUUCUAAGGAUGGCAAAGGCAAUAUCCUUUUGACCAUCUAAUCACUUAAGCCAAAUAAUAUAUAUAGCAUACAGCCAUACUAUAUAUAUAAUAAUAAUUAUUGUAGAUGACCUUGUUCACUGAAAAUACUCGAAUACGCUAUAUAUUAUAACAUGACAUACAUAACAAUUCUAAAGUGUGUUCUUUCACUGCUCAAGGGGU
This is a messenger RNA of Acyrthosiphon pisum (pea aphid), 913 nucleotides long. RefSeq lists its product as uncharacterized. The record is from RefSeq and is a predicted model, not a curated record. The transcript is spliced from 4 exons. The annotation marks the transcript as partial. NCBI's taxonomy places the organism in Eukaryota, Metazoa, Arthropoda, Insecta, Hemiptera, Aphididae.